Chiloscyllium plagiosum (whitespotted bambooshark) is the source of this 1919-nucleotide messenger RNA. Lineage: Eukaryota; Metazoa; Chordata; Chondrichthyes; Orectolobiformes; Hemiscylliidae. The record is from RefSeq and is a predicted model, not a curated record.
AUGCCUGCACAGCAGAAUAUCGUGGAAGAACUCAGAGCAAUCCGACAGCUGAUCCAGAAAAUGAGGGAAGAGACUCAUAAUCAACUGGAGCCCAUCUCAACCAUGCUGCAAAAGCAUGAGAAGGAGUUGGACGAGCUCGGGAACAAGCCAAAGACAAAGCGGGCAAAGAGGUUUCUUGAGAAGAGAGAUCCAAAGAUCAUUGAAAACACAAAGAAUGCCAUGCUCAUCAAAGGUGGCAAUACCAGUGAAACCGUGACUCAGGCUCUCAGGGACAUUCAUUCUUUAAAGAAACCAAAUGCAGUUAUUUAUAAAAAGAAAAAUAUUACUCGACCCUUUGAAGAUCAAACAUCGGUGGAAUUUUUUUCAAAGAAGUCUGACUGUUCUUUAUUUAUGUUUGGUUCUCACAAUAAGAAGCGACCGCACAACUUGAUAAUAGGCCGUAUGUUUGAUUACCAUGUCCUGGAUAUGGUUGAGCUCGGAAUUGAAAAGUUUGAAAGUUUGAGAGAUUUUAAGAACAGCAAAUCUGCAGAAGGAUCCAAGCCUAUGUUGAUUUUUGCAGGAGAUGCCUUUGAAAUAGAUAAUGAUCUUAAAAGGGUAAAAAAUCUCUUUAUUGAUUUCUUUCGCGGGCCCACAGUACCGAAAAUUCGUUUAGCUGGCCUGGAAAUUGUUCUACAUUUCACGGCUUUUGCUGGAAAAAUCUUCAUGAGAAGCUAUAAGGUAUUGCUGAAGAAAUCUGGCUGCAGAAUACCCAGGAUAGAACUGGAAGAAAUGGGGCCUUCCUUUAAUUUUAUACUAAGGAGAACACACUUUGCAUCUGAUGACCUCUACAAAAAGUCUCUUAAACAGCCAAAAGCUCUUAAGGCGAAGAAGAAGAAGAAUAUUUCCCAAGAUGUAUUUGGGACAACAUAUGGUCGAAUCCAUAUGGAGAAGCAGGACCUUAGUAAACUGCAGACGAGAAAAAUGAAAGGGCUGAAGAAGAGGAAAGCAGGGAAGAAUGUCAUAGCUGAUGAGUCAGAGAGCAGCCCAAAGAAGACAAAAGUGUAGUUAGAUAGGAUAUUCCACCUCUGUUUUCAAGUGAUUGAAAGCAACUGAAUCUCUGGCACCAGCAAGCACAGAUGAGAUAGGUGGUCAAAUAAAUGAACCUCCAGUCUUUUUAUACUAGUCAGAGCAUUGAUGUUACUGACUUUUAUGUUUUGCACAAUAGACUGAUGUUUACAAUAUUCCUGUUGGGAGUGUUAAAUAUCAAAUUUCAAAGGGUGAUCUUUCCCAUAUUAUUUUGAGAAAUCUGCCCUUGCAGACUUGUUCGGUCCAAGGAGGUUCACAGUUAACUUUACAUUGCUGGAUUAAAUAUAGUUUCAAGCUACAUUCAUGCUUUUCUCUAAAUCGUAAAUUACUAUUAAAUGCUGAUAAGUAUGCAUUUGGCAGAAUAAAAAUCAGUCCAGUUUGGAGCAAAUGUAAAGAUAUCGACAGCAUAACCAUCACAUUAUAAUUGACUUUGAAGCAAUAAAAAAAUUUGGGUUUGGGAAGACAAAAUACUGGUUAUUCAUGAAGCUUACUUAAAAUGUCUUUUUUUUUUCAAUAGCAUUUGAUAGGUCGGUGUCCUCGCUCAGUUUGAGGACUUCGGUUUGAAGUUUUCAUCUAUUUUAGUCACCAAACUUUCAGUGCUCUUUUUGUCAUUUCAGGUUUUGUGCAAUUUGGAGUAUUUUGCUUUCUGUUCAAGGAAAGCCUUUCUGGCCUCAGUUAGGCACAGCCUUCAGAACUCUGACACGAAAUGAGAAUUUGUGUAAUUUUAAUAUUGGGAGAUUAAGUAUAACAACAAACCCAUGCAUGAAUAUUUUGACAUAUAUCAAUUUGUAGUUUGAAUAACAUUAAAAAUAAUAUUGUGCUGUGGAAGCUGCUGUGCAGUUGCAUGCCCCUUA